Molecule: messenger RNA, 1731 nt
Organism: Arabidopsis arenosa
Lineage: Eukaryota; Viridiplantae; Streptophyta; Magnoliopsida; Brassicales; Brassicaceae
Source: the annotation of a GenBank genome assembly
GUCAGCACAUCACGAAGACAAGACAAGACAAACCGAAAGCACUCAUCAAAGUUUAAGCAACACCAUCUCAGUCUCGAUGAGGCACCAAACCUCCGCGGAUCAACAAUUCUCGGCUCGACGUGGUUCGACCAAGGCGUCGCCGCGGCGGAUCAACAAACCCGCGGCUCGGCAUGGCAGUGGACCCUUGGUGCGGCAAAGUAACCCACGACAAGGUUCUAAGCGAACCACCCGUUCGAUACGUGGGCUCGGGAACUCCAACGCGGCUCGGCAGCUCGCGGUCCGUCACGGCAACUCGCGGUCCGGCUCGGCAAUACGCAAAUCGGCAAGGCUCUCACGAUGCGGCAAGACAACUCCGGCGCGUCCCGAGACGCGGCAAACUCCGGUGCGGCACGGCGAGAUACGUGAACUCCCGAGGCGCGGCAAGCUCGUUCGGCGCGGCGAACUCCGGUGCGGCACGUCCGGUGCGGCACGUCCGCCCGUCUCGAAAAACGUGUCGAAGUCACAAAUCUCCCGAGAAGGUAUCGGUUCGUCUCGAAAAACGUGCCGAAGUCACAAAUCUCCCGAGAAGGUAUCGGUUCGUCUCGAAAAACGUGCCGAAGUCACUGUUCACCCGGAGAAGUUUCGGUUCGCCUCGAAAAACGUGCCAAAGUUACUGUUAUCCCGGAGAAGUUUCGGUUCGCCUCGAAAAACGUGCCGAAGUCACUGUUCACCCGGAGAAGUUUCGGUUCGCCUCGAAAAACGUGCCAAAGUUACUGUUAUCCCGGAAAAGUUUUGGUUCGCCUCGAAAAACGUGCCAAAGUUACUGUUCACCCGGAGAAGUUUCGGUUCGCCUCGAAAAACGUGCCAAAGUUACUGUUCACCCGGAGAAGUGUUGGUUCGCCUCGAAAAACGUGCCGAACUAAUUUUGGGAUCUUCUUCGAUUGCUCGACGUCAGAUUUUAACAGACAUGGGAUACCAAUUUACUCUCAUGAGUGCUGAUAUUGAUGAGAAAAGCAUUCGUAAAGAGAAACCUGAAGAGUUGGUUUUGGCUUUAGCUGAAGCAAAGGCUGAUGCUAUAGUGUCGAAACUACAAACUACUGAAUGUGUGAAUGAGGAACAACCGACAAUCUUGAUUGCAUCGGAUACAGCUGAAGCAAUCAUGCAGCAGAUCGCUGAUGGUGACAACAUAGAGGAGGAUAAGUCGACCUUACUUAUUACUUGUGACCAAGUGGUCGUCUAUGAAGAUGCUGUCAGAGAGAAACCCUCGAGUGUUGAAGAAGCAAGGGAGUACAUAAGAGGCUAUUCCAAGGGGCACACAGCAACAGUGAGUUCUGUGGCUGUGACAAAUCUCAAAACAGGAGUCAGAAAAGGAGGCGUCGAUAGAGUGGAGAUCUAUUUCAAUGAAAUACCGGAAGAGACUAUCGAGAAACUGAUUGAGGAAGGCAUGGUGCUUAAGGUAGCUGGUGCACUCCUAAUCGAACAUCCUCUUAUACUGCCGUGUGUUAAGGAAGUGGUUGGGACAACAGAUAGCGUGAUGGGUCUGCCAAAAGAAUUGACUGAGAAAAUGAUAAAGGAAGUAUUGGCAAGCUAGGUUACAUCCCAUUUCUGUCUUUGAAUGUUGGUGUAUUCAUGAUGUGAGGAUUAUGUUGUCAAACUAGGUUAUGCAGUUGUUUUACUACCUCUUGUUUCUGACUAAACCCUUAGAUUGGAAUCGGUAAUCUCGUACCACAUUGAUAAAUGCGUGAUACCAUU